AUGACAGGAAUUCCCUCAGCACCAGCCUUUUCCCGCUUCCAUGCAAUCGUAACAGCCACGCCCAGGGAUGGGUUUGGCCCGCCUGUCAUCAACACCGAAUAUCUUCGAACUUCCACACAUCCUCAAGGGAAUGAUUCGGCCCCCAGUAAGAAACGCAAACGGACAUCCGACGACGAGGAUGACUCUAGUGUGGGUGGAAAGACGGUGAAGACGGACAAGCGGAGUUCAGCGAGGAAAGCGACAGCGUAUAGGGAUAUUCCACAGCUGUUGAACGCCCUACGAGAACGGUUUCAGCAGGGCCCUCAUGUCGAGUUUCAUGGAUACUGCCAAAUGGAAGACCCGGGCAUGUCGCAUAGACAACGAGUACAGACGAUGACGAACGAUAUUUGGAGAACAACUGGGUAUCGAUUUACCGUCAAGGACCACCCACGAAUCAACAACGGCCAUAAGAGCCGUUUCUGGUGCUCACAGGACGAUACGCACAAAAACAAACUCAAGGCUAAUCGGAAUUCACAAGGACCCAAGCCACGUUUAACGAGCACGGGCGAUGUUAUGGCCAAAACCCGGUAUCCUUGCAAAAGCAGGCUACUGAUAUCUUCUCGUGACUCCGGGGUUCCAGGACAGCGUAUUAUCACUGUCAGGUUGGGUCACCACCUCGCCCACGAGCCAUAUGUCGACUCGUCAAUGAUGCCAGAGGUGGUUAAAUCGAUAUGGGAGACAUUUGGUUGGGCGAACCAGCGGGCGAACGAGACCGUGCCGCCAAACAUGGUCGGGGGUACCAGCAAUGGAACUCACCAAAUGGCGAAUGGAAAUAACGAAGGCAUCGCAUCCAACUCGAUUAAUCCGUUGGAAAGGGACCAGCAACAGCACGACCCAGAGGGAGAAGAUUCGGAGGACGACCAAUCGGACAUCGUUGAACAACCAAUCAUGGACCCGCCUAUGCCGAUACCUGGGACCCUGCUCCCGCCUCAGACAAUGCAACCUCCACCGCCUCCCCAGCUGUCACUAGAACGUGCAAUGUACCAUCAACGCAUGAGAAGUCACAUCGCCAAUAUUCGUGAUUUUUGCGACGGACUGGAAUAUCAACUCCAGUUCGAUGAUACGCGGAUGCUCGAGGUUGUCGAGCGGGAAGGACGGUCCUUCCUCAACCUCGUCGAGGACUGUCUCAGGAAAGAGGGACGCCUAGUCACCAUGCCGGCGGACAUACCCUUGGAUCCCACUCUCAUGAACGCUCCGAUGGCGCUACCCUCAUCGGCGGAAAACCAUGGGCCACCACUAACGAAUGGUUAUUUAAUCAAUGAUCACAGCACUAGAUAG
Molecule: messenger RNA, 1317 nt
Organism: Coprinopsis cinerea okayama7#130
Lineage: Eukaryota; Fungi; Basidiomycota; Agaricomycetes; Agaricales; Psathyrellaceae
Exons: 4
Coding region: 1-1317 (438 amino acids)
Source: RefSeq, a predicted model, not a curated record